Aedes albopictus (Asian tiger mosquito) is the source of this 2300-nucleotide messenger RNA. Its product is annotated as replication protein A 70 kDa DNA-binding subunit. Gene Ontology annotation, cellular component: DNA replication factor A complex; nucleus. Gene Ontology annotation, molecular function: single-stranded telomeric DNA binding; damaged DNA binding. The transcript has 4 exons. The record is from RefSeq and is a predicted model, not a curated record. Lineage: Eukaryota; Metazoa; Arthropoda; Insecta; Diptera; Culicidae. Gene Ontology annotation, biological process: DNA replication; telomere maintenance via telomerase; nucleotide-excision repair. The coding region runs from base 290 to 2155 and encodes 621 amino acids.
CACGCUUGACGUUUUCAAAAUUCCCGCGCAUAUCGUAAACAUUCGCCAGAUUCUCGCUAGACCGUCGUGUUGUUUCUUGAAUUUGUAUGAAGAUUAUUGGUGAUAUUAUCCGAUUUUUGUACAAUUUUCGCGGAAAGGUUGUCGUUUUAAGGUAAAUUAAGUGUGAGUGAACAUUUGGAGGCGGAAGGAAGCUAAUUGAUAGUGAUUUUGAAGCGAGACGUGAAGGGAUUGCAAAUCAGCUCACUAGCAGCGCUUUUCAAGAAAGAACAGGAAUAACGCAGACGCCAGAAUGAGCCACAACGGAAUGCUGACCACCGGCUGUAUCGCGGAUAUCAUGCGGGGAACCGAGUUGGAAAAACCCGUGGUGCAGAUCCUUGGAUCGAAGCGGAUCGCCGGUGGCGGCGAACAGUCGGAACGGUACCGGCUGUUGAUCUCCGACGGGCAGAAUCUGUACAGCUUUGCCAUGUUGGCGACGCAGCUGAACGAGCUGCACCACAAGGGCGAACUGGCCGAGUACACCGUGAUCCGCAUCGACCGCUACAUCACGUCGGUGGUCAACCGGAACGAGAAGGGCGAGAAGCGGGUGCUGAUCAUAUUGGAUUUGCAUGUGGUCAAGCCGGGACCAGCGGUGGGAGAAAAGAUCGGCAACCCGCAAACGCUGACGGAUACGGGCGCUGGCGGUGGUGGUGCAGGAGCGCCAUCGACUGCGGCUGCGCCGGCCAGGACGGAAUCCGCUGGAAGUGUCAGCAAUGGCUCAGCUUACCAGAACCGAUCGAUGGGUGGUGGUAUGCAUGGUGGUGCCGCGUCCGGUGGCGAUAACUUGUCCCUGGAAAACACAUUGACCCAUCCGAUCAGCUCUCUCAGCCCGUAUCAGAACAAGUGGGUUAUCCGAGCCCGAGUGAUGUCCAAGUCGGGCAUCCGUACCUGGAGCAAUGCCAAGGGCGAGGGCAAGCUAUUCUCGAUGGACGUCAUGGAUGAGUCGGGAGAAAUCCGGGUCACUGCCUUUAAGGAGCAGUGUGACAAAUACUACGAGAUGAUCGAGGUCGAUAAGGUCUACUACAUCACCAAGUGUCAGCUGAAGCCGGCCAACAAGCAGUAUUCCACAUUGAAGAACGACUACGAGAUGACCAUGACCAACGACACGAUCAUCCAAGAGUGCAAGGAUGCUGGUUCGUCCAUGCCGUCGAUCCAGUACAAUUUCGUGCCGAUCUCUCAGAUUGGAAACAUGGAGGCGAACGCCAUAAUCGACGUGAUCGGAAUUUGUAAGGAAGCCGGGGAUGUGAUGCAGUUCACGGCCCGGUCCACCGGUCGAGAGCUUAAGAAGCGUGAGGUGACCCUGGUUGAUACGAGCAGCGCGGCCGUUUCGUUGACCCUCUGGGGUGAGGAUGCCCAGAACUUCAACGCCGCAAGCAACCCGGUCCUGGUCAUCAAGGGAGCUCGUGUGACCGAAUUCGGAGGAGGCAAAUCGCUCGGACUGGUGGCCAGCAGUGUCUUGAAGACCAAUCCAGAUACGGACGAUGCGCACCGGGUCCGCGGAUGGUACCUGAGCGUGGGAUGCGACAGUGUCAUUAACAGCGUUUCCACCAGGACCGGGGCCGGAGCGGGAUACUCUACCGAGUGGUUGACAUUCCAUGAGGCCAAGGAGAAGAAUCUGGGAGCCGGAGAUAAGCCGGAUUACUUCCAGGUGAAGGCCGUCAUCCAUAACAUUAAGUCGGCCAACGCUGUAUACAAGGCUUGUCCAAGGCCGGAGUGCAACAAGAAGGUGAUCGAUCAGGACAACGGACAGUACCGCUGCGAGAAGUGUAACGCCGAUUUCCCGAACUUCAAAUACCGGCUGCUGGUUAAUAUGCUGGUCGGAGAUUGGACCUCAAACCGAUGGGUUACCGUGUUCGCAGAUCUGGCCGAAGAGAUGCUGGGCAAAUCCUCGCAGGACAUCGGCGACGCGCUGGAGUUCAAUAAAGACGAAGCCGAGAAGAUUUUCUCCGCCAUCAACUUCAAGAGCUACGUCUUCAAGCUGCGCACCAAGGUGGAAUUCUACGGGGACUCGUCGCGGAACAAGACCACCGCCGUGGCGGCCAACCCCGUCAACCACAAAGAGUACAAUGCCUAUCUCAUCAAGAACAUCCAGGAGAUGACCGGAAUCAGCAAGCACUAAGCAAGGCUUCGGAAACCAAACCAAAUGAGCCACCCAUUUACAAACCAUCUAUUCCUAAAAACUUAAUUUUUAUUACCUAUUGUUAGCCAUCCAUAUGUAUAAAAACCGAUAUUCCUACAAAUAAAAAUACAGCGUUUAAAAAAUA